This is a messenger RNA of Dentiscutata erythropus, 471 nucleotides long. The record is from the annotation of a GenBank genome assembly. Lineage: Eukaryota; Fungi; Glomeromycota; Glomeromycetes; Diversisporales; Gigasporaceae.
AUGGAUUCUAAAUUCACAGAUUCCGCUUAUAGUUUAGGAGAGAAAAAUACGUCUAAAAAUUUAAAAAUCUAUUCCGUUAUUGCCAAUAUUAUUGUCACAAUUCUCAUUGCUCAAGAUAUCGCUGAUGUUAUUUACACAAUUGUGAAUAGACAAAAUUAUCUGGAUGAGUGUCUUACGAUCUGGUUGAAUAGUCCUUCUAAUUAUACUAGUUUCGAAGUUAAUGAUAUUUGUGCCAACUCGUAUAAUAUUACCCUGGUAACUGAAAUUGUUGGCGACCUUAUUAGAGCGAUCAUUUUGAUUUAUUUUGCCACGGUUAUCGCAUCUUACGCUGUAAGUCGUAAAGAAAAAGAAAUGCGAAAUAGUGGAAAUAGCGAAAAUAAUACGGGAAAUAGUACAGAAAAUAGUACGGAAAAUAAUGAGAAUGUUAGUGCAGAAAAAGAAAAAGAAUUUGUUAAAAAACUCGAUCCAUAA